Messenger RNA from Paramormyrops kingsleyae, 2408 nucleotides. It is a transcript of the gene cxcl12b, whose product is annotated as chemokine (C-X-C motif) ligand 12b (stromal cell-derived factor 1). Gene Ontology annotation, cellular component: extracellular region. NCBI's taxonomy places the organism in Eukaryota, Metazoa, Chordata, Actinopteri, Osteoglossiformes, Mormyridae. The record is from RefSeq and is a predicted model, not a curated record. Gene Ontology annotation, biological process: chemotaxis; defense response; immune response. Gene Ontology annotation, molecular function: chemokine activity.
AGAUCCUCUAAUGCUCCGCGUCGCGCUCGCCGGUCACACUUGUCCUGGAGUCUAAGCUUGAGGGAAAAUCUCGUUUGUCGCAAACUAUGGAUGUCAAAGUGCUGUCGCUGGCGAUGCUGCUGGCAGUGGCCUUGUACGCAGCGCAUGCAAAGCCGUUCGGAAUGGUGGAGAGGUGCUGGUGCCGCUCGACUGUCAGCACCGUCCCGCAACGGGCCAUCCGCGAGCUCAAGUUCCUGCAUACGCCCAACUGCCCCUUCCAAGUCAUCGCCAAGCUGAAGAACAACAAAGAGGUCUGCAUUAACCCUGAGACUAAAUGGCUACAGCAGUACUUGAAGAAUGCCCUGAACAAGUAAGGCGAAACCGUUCGAUACAAGGUGAAGAAGACCAGACGACGAUCCACUUAGGGACACUGCGGGACCGCUCUGUGCCCCCCCCACCCCCCCGCAGCCUGCCACACAAAUACACAACACUCGUUACCUCCCGGGACUGCUUGCCAAGCCAGCACUUACCCACCAGUCACGUUUAUGCAGCAUCGAGUCAGAUUGUGGCUCAUCACCGCCCCCUGCAGACACUUUUCCUUUAGUGCAAAGUGCAAUUAUAUAUGUGUGUCCGAGUGUCAGUGUCGUCCGUCUGAUGUACAUAAGAAAUAUAUAUUUUUUACUGAAAAGCAGGAAUGGGCUAUUCAGAGUAGUUUUUUGUUCACAGUCAGGCCGUAUAUAUAUAGCCAAUAGCCUUGCACCAGCGUCUUUGUUGCAUGGUCUGGGGAUUUAAGUGCUUUUAAGUGCUUAACAAUUGCAUAGAUGAACCUGUGGAACAAGGGAGCCCUAUUUUACACUCGAAUGACGUUGUGCAGUCAGACAUUCCUGUUGUCGCUGAUGCACUUCAAUGUAAUAUUAAAAGCCACAAAAGAAUCAACACACACUAAGAUUCUUAUACAAGCCAUGACUUUAAAUAAAGUUUUUUUUAGUACAUCUUCAGUCUGCUCAAGAAUCGUGGGAAGGUCUGCAUUCCCUCCCUCCCCAGUGUGAGGGACGUAAGACACGCUGCACUGCGUUACCACAAGCAGGUAGCAGGAAAGACGGCGGGCGGUUGAUCAGGACUGUAUCGCUCUUAGGGUCCCUGCAUGGGGUGUUUGCGGCAGUAAUCGCUCACACCCGGGUUUUGCUGUGCACUUUAACAAUCGCGAUGCAAAAUCCUGUUUGUUUUUUUCCUUCGAGGGGAUGCAUGACCGUCUGGGAUUCCCUUUUCCAUGGUUUUUUUUUCAGAGCAGCAAAACUGUUUUUAUAGUGAGGUUCAGUGGGGAGAUUUAUCCUGAAUGACUUCAGUACAAUUACACCAAUUUGGCGAUUCGGUGACGUGACAGGGCCUCCGUCGUUUCCCAUGUUUUUAUCUGCUUUCACUUCCAAGCAGUUAGCAUGAAAUACGUAACCUUUAUUAAUAAAUAUUAUUUUAGUGUAAUUCCAUUUCAGACAGUACAAUAUGAAGGGUUAUGCCAAGAAUGUACUGUUCUUAACAGUAUUACAAAACUUUUCGCAGACGUUGGUUGUUUACACUGAUCUGUGUUAAUGUUACUUAAAUCUUAAUUGAGAAUGAGCAUUUAAUUGAAUGUUUUAUUAGAAAAAACUUUUUUAUUAGAGAAACGCUUUCUGUUCCUGGAUGUUGACAUCAGCCAUCAAAAUUACGUCAUACUUAAUUCAGAAGAAUAAUUAAGAAAUUAAGAAAAAUAACAUCAAGCAAUGAGUAAGACAGAGUAGAUCUUUGUACAGCGAUGUAAUGAAUGAGGAGACAUUUGGAAAACAGCCAGACUAUUUGUAAUGUUUGUGUGACAAAUAGGACUCAGCCUCAUUCCGUUUGGGAUUUCCACGUUAAGACAGCUGCCUUACAAGGAUUUAAACUUGUAGGCUCAUUGUCCCAUAUGAAGGUGUACAUUGUGCAUUACUAAAAGCAAGACUGGAUUGUGAGUGCAUUUAUGGACAGGCAGACAAGAAUAAGUUAAAGGAAAUGGGUACUGAACAAUGGGUAGUAAUUUAAUGCACCGUGAUAGACAUGUAGAAAGUUUCCCAAUAUGUCUGUCCGGUAAGUCUGUCUGUGGAUGGUAAUUGUCAUGAGAAAUUGAAUCGUUUUUGGCUUUUAUGGGAUUUAUUACCUUUGCCAAUGAUGUUUAAGAGCCAAAAGAGACUCUGGCCUCGUUAUAGACUGAUUGGUUGUACUGUAGUAAGUCAUUUUCUUCUCCCUAUUUUCCCACACAAUGUGAAGAAAACCUUUUAUUCUGUAAGGCAGCUUCCUAUACAAGUAUAUUGCAUCUAUGAUGUUGUAUUUAGCUUAUAAAUUGUACUUCACUUUGUAUACAACUUGCAUUAAUACAUCGUUUGAAUUCACGUAAUUUUUCAAUAAACUUUGAAAGUCUC